GGCUGGGGCCUCCCUCUCCUCUGGCUGGCUCCUUGCUUCGCUGCGCUUCUCCUGCAGCCUGGUAGGCACCGGCUGCCACUUCAGCUUCAGCCUUGAUCGUGACCCCUAUUUUGGGUCCAGUCUCCGACCCAGCUCCAUCCUAUCUCUACCCGGUUGCAUCCUCCCUCCUAGUUCCUGACUUGCGCCAGAUCCUGCUCCGAAUCCUUGUAGCCGCAUCCCCAAGCCAUGGCUGGUCCCUUCUCCCGUCUGCUGUCUGCCCGCCCCGGACUCAGGCUCCUGGCUUUGGCUGGAGCUGGGUCUCUUACCGCCGGGAUUCUGCUCCGCCCGGAAUCUGUAGGAGCUGCCGCUGCUGAACGGAGGAGACUGUAUCCCCCGAGCGCUGAGUACCCAGACCUCCGAAAGCACAACAACUGCAUGGCCAGUCACCUGACCCCAGCAGUCUAUGCACGGCUCUGCGACAAGACCACACCCACUGGUUGGACACUAGAUCAGUGCAUCCAGACUGGAGUGGACAACCCUGGCCACCCCUUCAUCAAGACUGUGGGCAUGGUGGCUGGAGAUGAGGAGACCUAUGAGGUAUUUGCUGAACUGUUUGACCCUGUGAUCCAAGAGCGGCAUAAUGGAUAUGACCCCAGAACAAUGAAGCACACCACUGACCUUGAUGCCAGUAAAAUCCGUUCUGGCAACUUUGAUGAGAGGUAUGUAUUGUCUUCAAGAGUCAGAACUGGCCGAAGUAUCAGGGGACUCAGUCUCCCACCAGCCUGCACGCGGGCAGAGCGACGAGAGGUAGAACGUGUUGUGGUGGAUGCUCUGAGUGGCCUGAAGGGUGACCUGGCUGGACGGUACUAUAGGCUCAGUGAGAUGACAGAGGCCGAACAGCAGCAGCUUAUUGAUGACCAUUUUCUGUUUGAUAAACCUGUGUCCCCAUUGCUGACUGCAGCAGGAAUGGCUCGAGACUGGCCUGAUGCUCGAGGGAUCUGGCACAACAAUGAGAAGAGUUUCUUGAUCUGGGUGAAUGAGGAGGACCACACACGGGUCAUCUCUAUGGAGAAAGGCGGCAACAUGAAGAGAGUGUUUGAAAGAUUCUGCCGGGGCCUCAAAGAGGUGGAGAAGCUGAUCCAGGAACGAGGCUGGGAGUUCAUGUGGAAUGAGCGUUUAGGAUACAUCUUGACCUGUCCAUCUAACCUGGGCACUGGACUUCGGGCAGGAGUCCACAUCAAACUGCCACUGCUGAGCAAAGUAAAGGAUAUAAAGAAAGAAAGAAAGAAAGAAAGAAAGAAAGAAAGAGGGAGAAAGAAAUUAAGAGAAGCUCGGGUACACUGGGAAGCAGGGAUCAAGGACUGUGUUCUUCAGGUGGAGUUGGUGCAGCUCGUCAUCGAUGGGGUGAACUAUUUGAUUGACUGUGAACGGCGUCUGGAGAGAGGACAGGAUAUUCGAAUCCCUCCACCUCUUGUCCACAGCAAACAUUAACUCCCCAUCCCCAGAGGAUGAGUCAAGACCUCCAGGACUUCUGCAUAUUUAACAGUGGCCCAGUCUACUUGCCCUGGACCUGCCUCUCUCCCUGUCCUAGUAAAGACUCCACAUUAU
This is a messenger RNA of Mus caroli (Ryukyu mouse), 1587 nucleotides long. NCBI's taxonomy places the organism in Eukaryota, Metazoa, Chordata, Mammalia, Rodentia, Muridae. The record is from RefSeq and is a predicted model, not a curated record.